Messenger RNA from Pneumocystis murina B123, 1810 nucleotides. RefSeq lists its product as hypothetical. Gene Ontology annotation, cellular component: fungal-type vacuole; plasma membrane. Gene Ontology annotation, biological process: oligopeptide transport; transmembrane transport. Gene Ontology annotation, molecular function: tripeptide transmembrane transporter activity; dipeptide transmembrane transporter activity. The transcript has 3 exons. NCBI's taxonomy places the organism in Eukaryota, Fungi, Ascomycota, Pneumocystomycetes, Pneumocystales, Pneumocystaceae. The coding region runs from base 75 to 1754 and encodes 559 amino acids. The record is from RefSeq and is a predicted model, not a curated record.
UACUUUAGAGACAAUAACGUUUUUAUCCUUUAUAUUAUACUAUUACUUUUUCUGAAAAUCAAACUGUUUUACAAAUGAUUGAAGAAGUACAAAAAGAAAUAAUACAAGAAAAGAUAUCAGAUCAAUCAUCUCUUGUAGAGCCAACAGAAGAAGAGUUAUUGACUCUCCAUCGAGUUUCUGGUAAAAUUCCACUUUCAGCAUAUCUUGUUGUAGCUAUCGAAUUAUGUGAGCGUUUCAGUUUUUAUGGCUUAACUACACCUUUUCAAAAUUACAUACAAUAUAAGCCAACAGACGUAAUCCCCGGUGCCCUUGGCCUUAAACAAAGCGGGGCAACUGCAUUAAAUAGUUUUUUUUCUCUUUGGUGUUAUCUUACGCCAAUAUUGGGUGCUAUUAUCGCAGAUCAAUAUUUAGGUAGAUAUUCGACAAUAUUUUGGUUUUCUUGGGUCUUUCUUGCUGGACAGAUAAUUCUAAUUUUCACAUCAACACCAGCUGCCAUUAAUAGUGGUGCAUCUUUAUGGGGCCUCAUACUUUCUAUGAUUAUUAUUGGAUUGGGAACAGGCGGUAUCAAAGUAAAUGUAUCACCUUUAGUUGUAGAACAAUAUAAAUCUCGAAAUCUAUAUGUGAAAACAUUAAAGAAUAAUAAACGUGUAAUAGUUGAUUAUAACGUGACCCUUCAACAUAUUUUCUUAGUAUUUUAUAUGGCUAUUAACAUUGGAUCUUUUGGUGGUAUUCUAACUAUAUUUUUAGAAAAACAUGUUGGAUUUUGGCUGGCUUUUCUUGUUCCUGCAUGUGUAUUUUCUAUUGGAAUGCUUGUUUUAAUAAUCGGAAGACGUCUUUAUAUUUGUCAAAAUCCUCAAAGUUCUGUAGUAUUAAAUGCAUUUAAAGCUAUAUAUAUUGCAAUAAGAAGUGGAUUUAAAUUGGAUAAUGCGAAACCGAGUAAAACCAAUGGAAAACAUAAAUUAUAUUGGGAUGAUACAUUUAUUGAUGAACUUCGAGUAACAUUGGUUGCUUGUCGUAUAUUUCUAUUUUUUCCAGUUUAUUGGCUCCUUUACCAGCAAAUAGUUUCAAAUUUACUUUCUCAAGCGGGGACUAUGGAACUAAAUGGUCUCCCUUCUGAGCUCGCUCAACAGAUUAAUCCUUUGGUAUUGGUUACUAUGAUUCCUCUUUUCAAUAAUUUUAUUUAUCCUAAGCUUCGGAAAUAUGGAAUUUUAUUUCGUCCUAUUACAAGGAUUUCUUUUGGUUUUUUUGUUGGAUCAUUAGCAAUGGCAUAUUCCGCUAUAGUUCAACAAAUGAUUUAUAACAGUCCUCCUUGUUAUAAAUAUCCUGGUGACGUAACUCGUUGUAGUGCUAUUAAACGGCGAGGAGAGCCAAAUAAAAUACACGUGGCCUAUCAAUUGCCAGCAUUUGCUCUUGUAGGGAUUUCUGAAAUAUUUUCAUCAAUUACCGGUUUAGAGUAUGCUUAUACUAAAGCUCCAUCUACCAUGAAAUCAUUUGUUAUGUCUUUAUUUUUCUUAACAGUUGCAGCUGGCUCAAUUAUUCAAAUGGCGCUUACCCCAGCUUUUAAGGAUCCUUUAAUGGUUUGGUUCUAUAGUUCUGUUUCUAUUGGAUCGUUUAUAACUGGAACUGUGUUCUGGUUUUUAUUUAAAAAAUACAAUAGUUUAGAGGAUGAAAUGAAUUCUUUCCAAAGAAGUAUUAGAGAUAUCAAAAAUAAAGAUUUUAAAGAUGCAGAAAACAAACCAGUUGAGGUAGCUUGAUAAUUUAAGAUAAUAUUUGAUAGGAGCUUAAAAAUAUUUUUGAAUUAAUUUUAUGU